Molecule: messenger RNA, 2385 nt
Organism: Ailuropoda melanoleuca (giant panda)
Lineage: Eukaryota; Metazoa; Chordata; Mammalia; Carnivora; Ursidae
Product: transcription factor SPT20 homolog
Exons: 2
Coding region: 1-2385 (794 amino acids)
Biological process (GO): regulation of transcription by RNA polymerase II
Cellular component (GO): SAGA complex
Molecular function (GO): transcription coregulator activity
Source: RefSeq, a predicted model, not a curated record
AUGCAACAGGCUGUAGAACGAGCUUUGGACCGUGCGGACUACGUCAUCGCAAGUGCCCAGCAGAGGCCUCCUAAAAGGAAACGCUCGUCGAGUGGGGAAGCAUCUCUCUAUGAAAAACUUUAUGACAUUUAUGUGGAAGAAUGUGGGAAAGAGCCCGAGGCUACGGAGGAACUAAGAAGCAACGUGAACUUGCUAGAGAAGCUUGUUAGGAGAGAGUCGCUGCCGUGUUUAGUGAUCAACCUAUACCCAGGAGAGGGGGGAUAUUCGCUGAUGCUCGAGGGGAAACAUGGAGAGUAUUCGGAGACCAUUCGGCUGCCUUAUGAAGAAGGGGAAUUGCUUGACUACCUGGAUGCUGAAGAAUUACCUCCUGCUCUGCUGGACCUCCUGGAAAAAUCUCAGGUUAACUUCUUCCACUGUGGGUGUGUCAUAGCACAGGUGCGGGACUACAGGCAGUGCAGUGGUGGGGAACCUCCCGGCUACCAGAGCAGGCAUAUUCUCCUGCGCCCAACGAUGCAGACCUUAGCCUGCGACGUGCAGUCCAUAACCAGCGAUGGCCAGGAGUGGACCCAGGAAGACAAACUGCUGCUUGAGAGCCAACUGAUCUUGGCUACCGCUGAACCCCUGUGUCUUGAUCCUUCUAUAGCAGUAGCCUGCACUGCAAACAGGCUGCUCUACGACAAGCAGAAGAUGAACACUCGCCCGAUGAAAAGGAGCCUCAAGAGGUAUUCGGCACCCUUUCUGAAUCCGCAGCAGGAGCUGUCUCACUGUCCACCUCCUCCUGAGCCAAGAGUAUUGACUUCUUGCAAAAAAAGCAAAGAAAGUGAAGCAAGUGACAAUUCUAACUUCAUAAUUUCUAAUGCAGCAAAUUAUGUAGAUAUGUGGAAACAGAGACCCUGUGACUUGACCGUACCUUCUGAAGUGGAUGUACAGCAAUAUGCUAACUGGGAGAACUUGGUCAAAUAUGAUGACUCACAACCAAGAGUCUGGCCAGCCCAUGAGGUAAAAGAUGAUUUUGUAUUUGGAUAUGAAGAUGUUGAUGAGUCUCAGACAACAAAGCUGACCCUCAGGCGGUCGCUUAAUGAUCCACUUAUCUCUGGAGAAAGAAGGCGACGCAAAAAAGUCAGAUAUGAGAGACAGAUGUCUCCUCUCCACCCCUCCACAGAUGACCAUUCAAAUAGUGUCCUGCCUGGGUCAAAGGCUGAUGCUGGAAUGGCAGUCACUCAGUCAGAGGUCUUGGUCCAGAAGAAGGCCAGAUGUCCGGGCACCAUGUCACACAGUUCCAGCGACUCAGCCAGCCUCAGCCAGCUUCCUCCGGAGAAAGAAACUGAACAGCCUAAGAUUGAGUUGGUUCAGUCUUCAGUCCUCGUGAAGGGAGUCAGACAUCCAUCUCCAACCAUCAAACCUUCCUCAAGCUCAGAAAAGACUUCAUCAGGUAACAGUUUUACUCCAUGGCAAAGAAGUAGCUUUCUUAAAUCUCCAUCUCCUGUUCUUGCUUCUAAGCCACCACAUCUUUCUCAGAAACCCACUAAAUCCUCUGUAGAAGUGAAUCGAGUUAACAUGCUUCCUGUAGCCUCCCUCAAUACCACCAGCUCAUCACAGAGAAGCCUGACCACCCCAGUCAUGGCCAGUUCUGCUGGCCACAACAGCAUCAAAGUGGUGGGCCCUGGUUGUGGAGCCCAGGCGUUGGGGAGAGGCUCCAGUCUCAGGAAGGGCUCUACCUCUGGGACCACAGCUCCUAUGGGAAUUAAGCCCAGCAACCUGUCCUCAGUAGCUCCGCCACCAAAUGCAGUGCCUAUUGCACCGCAGACUCCUCAAACAGAAGUUCAAUUUAUUUUACAAAAUGCCUCCAGUAUCAGUCCAGUAACUCUACUGGAGCUUCCACAAGGUUCGCUCCUUUUGAACACCCAGCAGCAACCUCAGCAGCAGUGGCUCUAUCAGUUGACUCCACAACCACAACUCCAACAACCAACAACUACAAGUCAACAGCCCCCAACUACUGGUCCUCAGGAGCCAGUGCCACUGGGUUCAAGUGCACAAGGUUCAACCAAUCAAAGAAUAGCCUCAUCUGCUCAGCAAACCAUUGUCCUUAACCUCCCUGGAGCAGAAAGUUUUCUGCAGCCUCAGGCAGUGGUGUUGGCUCCACAUGCCUCUACAGAGAGCCAGAUAAGACCCCAGCAGAGCCAUCCUGGGCACCCACUGCAGCCAGCUUGGGCCUUGCAGCUACAGGCCCAGCAGCAGAUACAACAGCUGAGAAUCUUGCAGGGCCCCGUGACUGUGACGACAGUAGCCGCCCAGACAACUCGACCACCUCCACUUAGUGAGCGGAGAGCAAACCGUUCAAAAGGUAAAACGAAGAGAAGCACAUCAACUACUCGAAAAUCCUAG